Molecule: messenger RNA, 498 nt
Organism: Musa acuminata subsp. malaccensis (wild Malaysian banana)
Lineage: Eukaryota; Viridiplantae; Streptophyta; Magnoliopsida; Zingiberales; Musaceae
Source: RefSeq, a predicted model, not a curated record
CGGCCUUCUUCAUCCCCUUCCAACAAAGCCAACAUCUUGCGUGCCUCUUCUGCCUUCCAUGGAGAAAAGCAGCUCCGUCGGGGCGUCAUGGGCGGACCAAUGGGACUACAGCAAUCACGGCAGCGGCGGGCAGGUGCUGGAGAAGAAGAAGAAGAGCAGUGGCAGAAGCUGGAAGAGCGGCAUGGAGAAGACGAAGGCCGUGGCUGUGUUGGGUUUCAACAAAGCUAAGGAGGGCAGCAGCAAAGGAUUCCACUGGAUCAAAGACAAGUACCAAAAGACGACCCAAAAGCACUAAUCUUCACCAUAAACCAUAUAUUAAUAUGAUGAUCGGUUUCUUCUAGCUGUCUCUGUAUGUAGCUUCUUCCAGAAUUAUCCAGGAUGUGAAACAGGAGGGGUUUGUUUCUGUCUUCUUGCUUAUUCCACACAGCUCAAUAUUUGAUUGGUUCGUUGUCUUGUUUAAUCUGGUUGUCAACUUUAUAAAAAAUAUUAUUUCACUAA